Cotesia glomerata is the source of this 1887-nucleotide messenger RNA. It is a transcript of the gene Ald1, whose product is annotated as fructose-bisphosphate aldolase. Bases 148 to 1248 code for a protein of 366 amino acids. The record is from RefSeq and is a predicted model, not a curated record. Gene Ontology annotation, cellular component: cytosol. Gene Ontology annotation, biological process: glycolytic process; fructose 1,6-bisphosphate metabolic process. Gene Ontology annotation, molecular function: fructose-bisphosphate aldolase activity. The transcript is spliced from 4 exons. NCBI's taxonomy places the organism in Eukaryota, Metazoa, Arthropoda, Insecta, Hymenoptera, Braconidae.
CGUGACCGCGCCGGCGCAAGUUUCAAGUCUAGGGGAGAUUUUAUAAUUUCAUCAAUUGUCAGGUCAGUCGUUCAAUUCCUCGAGUCUGGACUAGAUCGAUACAGAGUUAUUUAAAUUUCAAUUAAUUAUCCAAUUUAACUAUCUAUAAUGCCAGCUGAAAAGUACGCAGCAGCAGACCCGGAAUUGAAAGCCGAGCUUAAACAGAUAGCUGAGGCGAUCGUUGCUCCUGGAAAGGGUAUUUUAGCCGCUGAUGAAUCUACGACCACUAUUGGUAAACGUUUGCAGGACAUAAACGUCGAGAAUAAUGAAGACAAUCGUCGGGCUUAUCGUCAAUUGUUGUUCACCACUGAAAAGGACGUUAUCAAGAACCACAUAUCUGGUGUGAUUCUUUUCCACGAGACUCUGUACCAAAAAGCCGAAGAUGGAACUCCAUUCGUGACCCUGAUGAAAGAGCGCAACAUCAUCCCUGGAAUAAAAGUAGACAAGGGUGUGGUCCCACUGUUCGGAACCGACGACGAGUGCACAACCCAGGGUCUCGACGACCUCCAGGCUCGUUGCAUCCAAUACAAGAAAGACGGCUGCCACUUUGCCAAAUGGCGUUGCGUGCUUAAGAUCAAGGGCAACACCUGUCCAAGCCGGCUAGCAAUUUUGGAGAACGCGAACGUGUUGGCCCGCUACGCGUCCAUCUGCCAGAGCGCACGUAUUGUCCCGAUCGUCGAACCAGAAAUUUUGCCUGACGGUGACCACGAUUUGGCCCGUUGUCAGCAAGUAACUGAGGAAGUCCUCGCGGCCGUCUACAAGGCCCUCAACGACCACCAUGUCUACUUGGAGGGUACUCUUCUGAAGCCCAACAUGGUUACUCCUGGACAGAGCUGUCCUAAACGUGCUACUCCCCAGGAAAUCGCCUCAGCUACUGUGAUCGCUCUUCAGCGCACUGUUCCCCCAGCAGUUACUGGAAUCACUUUCUUGAGCGGUGGACAGUCUGAAGAGGAAGCUUCAGUGAAUCUCGACGCUAUCAACAAGUACCCGGGAAAGAAACCAUGGGCUCUGACAUUCAGUUACGGCAGAGCUCUUCAAGCUUCUGUUUUGAGAGCUUGGGGUGGCAAGAAGGAACAAAUUGCCGCUGGACAGGAAGAACUUAUCAAACGUGCCAAGGCAAAUAGUGAAGCUUCUCUUGGAAAAUACGCCGGUGGUGUCAGUGGAGCUGCUGGUGACGCUGCAUUAUUUGUCGCUAAUCACGCAUACUAAUUAAUUUAUCAAUUAAAUCAACAAUUAAAUUUAUCGAUAAUUGUUAAUCUUCAUGAUAUUAUCACAAAUAAAAGUAUAAAGUUAUUGACGUGAAAAUCGAGUCGAAAAUUAUAGAAGAAUAAAUAUGUUCGUAAUGCAAAUAAAUAAAUUAAAUAAAUCAAACAAUAUUUAUUGACAGUUAAUUUUUUAAUCACAACGCAAAAAGUUACCAAUUAAAAAAAUUAUAUAGUUAUUAUAUUUUUUAAUUGUAAAUUAAAAAAUAUUAAUUAAUUUAUAUUGACUUCUUUUUUUUUUCAGUCAUACAUAUUUUUUAUGAUUUAUUUUGUAAUAUUGAAAUAUCCAGAGGCUUUAUUUAAGUAUUUAACCAGGAUACCUGAAACGAAUAAACGAAUAAAUAGAUUAAUAAAGAAAAAUAUGUUUAUUGACUAAGUAUGUAAUCGAAUGCUAUUAGUUGAUGUGUUAUUUAUUAGUAGUAACAUUAAACGAUUAUACAUAUACAUCAUUACUUAUGAAUAUAUUGAUUGGUGUUUGAAAAUAUAUAUUUAAAAUUAAUCAUGUGAGUUUGAAACAAAAUUGUAAUGGUUUUAUUGCGUUAAUUAUUAUAAACGAUUAACAAAUAAAUAAAAUAUUGUGUACGUU